This is a messenger RNA of Rubroshorea leprosula, 5675 nucleotides long. NCBI's taxonomy places the organism in Eukaryota, Viridiplantae, Streptophyta, Magnoliopsida, Malvales, Dipterocarpaceae. The record is from the annotation of a GenBank genome assembly.
GUCUGUGAAAUGUGGAGGAACCCCAAGUUAUUUGUAAUUUGUGUGGCUCCUGCAAUGAAAGUGUCGAUCAUUUGCUAUUAAAUUGCAAGUAAUAGGAGAGAAGAUGAGAGAGAGAGAAGAUGAGAGAGAGAGAAACCUCAAACACUACAACCAUAACCGUGAGAGUUUUCCAGUGAGGGAGUGUCCAAACCAAAACAGCUACCAUAGCCUUCAAAGAAGUAAUGCACGGGGAUCAGAAAGGACGGCAGGACAGGAGUGUGAGAGGAACCAAAGACCAACAUAUGGAUAUGGUAAAGGGGUUCUGGAGCAAGCAACCUCCUUUUUCAUCACAAACUUUCCAGAAGAUCUGGAGAUGGGAGAUAUGUGGCCAGCUUUCAUGAAAUGCGGACGGGCAAUCCAAAUUUUCAUUGCAAAAAAGAGAGGCAGAUGGGGACAACGAUUUGGCUUUGCUAAGUUCCUUGAUGUGGUUGACCCGAAAUCCAUGCAGACCAAGCUUAACCAAAUCAGAUUUGGUGAUCAAUUCCUCCAUGCAAAUUUGGCUAGGUUCGCUCAAGGGGACAAACCGCUGGAACAGAAGAGUAGAAGGAAGGUGCCACUGAAGGAAAAAGGCGAUCUGUCAUAUGCAGAGGCUUUGCAAAGGGGAGUAAGUGAGAAUCACGGACAUGCUCAUAGGAAGGAGUGGCAGAGGAAAAGGCAGGGGACUUCAGACAAGACUGAGAAAAACAACUGGUAUGGGCUUGAGGAAAAGUUCUUAAUGGAAGGUUAUUUCUCAGCAAAACUAACACCAAUGGGUAGCAAUAUGGUGUUAAUCUCUUGUGAGGACAGUGAUGAACUAAAGAAUCUUGUGGAAUCGGGGAGAGACUGGCUUGCACAGUGGUUCACAAACAUCAAACCUUGGACUCCUGAAUUAGUUGCAACAGAGAGAUUUACUUGGUUGAGAUGCCAAGGUGUGCCACUACAUAUAUGGAAGAGCAGCUUCUUUGAAACGGUGGCAAACCUCUUUGGGAAAUUUAUCUCCUUGGACAAUAGCACUAUAAAAAGAUCUCGUUUGGAUGUGGCCAAAAUUUUAGUUUUGACACCUUCCCAAGCCAAUAUUCAAAGGGUGAUAAAGGUUAAAGCCAGGGAGGUUAUAUUCCAGAUCAGAAUUUCUGAGGAGACAGGGGUUGAUAAUCUAUUCUCCCUCCGUUCUGACUUUGUGUUGUGCAGGAAUGAAGAUUCGGAGGAUGAAGAAUGGUCAGAAGAAUCAAAAUGGGAUGAAACUGGAAACGGAAAUGACUGGGAUGAAUGGCAAGCUAUACAAGAUGAUGACGAGAAAGACAUCAUGGAAGUAGAUGAUUCAGGGAGGAAGAAACGGGGGACGUUGUUGGUGCCGGAGGUCGAAGUUGAAAGGGUGUCUGAAACCACGCUGACAGGAAGAUCUGCAUUUAAUGCAAAAGAUUACAAUUCAAAUUUGAAAGUGAUGGUAAACAAUGAGGGUACUUUCGAGGAGGAUAUUGAAUCGGAAUCAUUGGAAAAUGAGAAAAGCAACUCCAAAGGCAGAAAUGAGGUAUUUGAACCUAACAACCUAAUCAAGUGCAAAGAAGUAGGCAGAAAUGCUCACCAACAAAAUGCCAACGAAUUGGUCUCUAUGAACCACAACACCUCCCCUUUGAAUCUGCAUAGUGACAGUGCCGUGGGCCUAGCAAGCGACGAUGAGAUUCUCCAAGCAAAGGCAGAUCGUCUAGCUCAGGAUAAAGCCAGAAAAGGAAAGCGGAUCAAGCAAUCGAAGAGGAGGAGGAAAUGCAAGAUCACAGCUAGUACUAGUAACACUAAUCUGAAGAGCAUCCGCCAAACGACCGGAUUGGAAGGGGAAUACAGCUACUCAACUUGUAGAAAUGAAGGCAAAAGGAACUGGAAACAAGAAGCAUCAAAAUUUUGGGAAAUCGGGCUGCGGUUAGGGCUGAUCUAUAAAGGCAAUGUGGAUGAUCUCAUUAGGAGAGUGGGUGAAAUGGAAAGAAGAGAUAGAAUUGCCUUGUUAGCAAGAAAGGAGAGAGCGGAUGUGAUCUUUAUUCCGGAGACUAAGCUUGAAAGGUUUGAUGAUAAAAUAGCAAAAUCCAUUUGGGGAGCUGAGUUAUGUGCAUGGGUCGCAAAAGAAGCAAAAGGAAAAUCUGGAGGAAUUGCAUGUGUGUGGAAUCCAGAUUCAUUCAACAUGGUGAAAAGAAUUGAAGGUAGUGGUUUUGUUGGAAUGUUUGGUUUCUGGGGAAAGGAUAACGUGCCUUGCUUUCUUAUAAAUGUUUACUCUUCCUGUGAUAAGAAUGACAAAAGAAUCUUAUGGGGCGAACUCACCGACUUAAUAAAGGUUAAUGGAGGAGGUAAUUGGUGUAUUGGAGGGGAUUUUAAUGCAGUGCGAGAUAAGGAAGAAAGAAGAGGGAGAUAUACUGAUGCUGUAGAUAUCAGAGGUUUCAAUGACUUUAUCUUGGAUGCAGGCUUGGAGGAAAUACCUAUGGUAGGGAGGAAAUUCACAUGGUACAAAUCAGAUGGAAUAGCAAUGAGUAAACUUGACAGAUUUUUAUUCUCCACAGAAUUCCUAAUCAACUUCCCAAACUUGAUCCAGCGAGGUCUGAGCAGAGACUUGUCAGAUCACUGCCCAGUUCUAGUGAAAAGCCUGAAUGCAGAUUGGGGCCCAAAGCCUUUUAGAAGCCUGGACUGCUGGAUGAAUCAUGAAGGUUUCGAUGCUUUUGUUCGUGACAAGUGGAGUAGUUUUGAGAUAGAUGGGUGGGCUUGCUACAAACUAAAAGAAAAAUUGAAGAUGCUAAAAAAGGAGCUGAAAGCCUGGAAUAAAGAAGUCUUUGGAGUCGUUGAUAGAAACAUGGAUGCAGCUAGAGAGGAAAUAAAGCAGUUAGAUGAAAAAGAGGAGAACGAAGGUCUUACAAGCAUGGAGAUUGAUAAAAGAAAGGAGAACUUUCACAAGUUCAUGGAAAGGAAGCAAAAUGAAAUCAUAGGCCUUUAUAACAAUGGUGAAUGGAUCGAAGAUGCUGAUGAGGUGAAGGAAUUGGCAAGAAACUACUUCAAAGAUAAAUUUGAAGAAGAAAAGUGGGACAGACCUUCAUUGGGAGAUUUGCAAUUCAAGAAGAUUAGUGAAGCUGAAAACAAUUUUUUAAUCUCCAAAUUCUCUACAGAGGAGAUUGAUGAAGCAAUGUGGGGAUGCAAUGGAGCCAAAAGCCCGGGUCCAAAUGGCUUUAAUUUCAAUUUUAUCAAAAAGGUCUGGCCAGUUAUUAAGGAAGAUGUGUAUGCUUUUUUAGCAGAAUUUCAUGAAAAUGGAAAGCUAGUCAAAGGGAGCAACGCUUCGUUCAUUGUCCUGAUUCGUAAAAAGGAAAAUCCUCAGAGUUUUGGGGACUACAGGACUAUCUCCCUCAUUGGUAGCAUGUACAAAAUAGUCUCUAAAAUUAUCGCUAAUAGGCUGAGAAGGGUGAUGGAUUCGGUGAUUAGCCCUAACCAAACAGCUUUUAUAGGAGAAAGACAAAUUAUAGAUGGAAUAGUCAUCACCAACGAGAUUAUUCAUGAAGCAAAGCAAUCAAAGAAACCGACGUUGGUGUUUAAAGCAGAUUUUGAGAAGGCAUAUGACAGUGUAAACUGGGAGUUUUUAGAUAAGAUGAUGGAGAAAUUAGGCUUCUCAACAAAAUGGCAUGCCUGGAUAAAAGAAUGCCUGUCCUCAACCUCAGUGUCUUUAUUGAUAAAUGGCAGCCCCACUAAGGAAUUUACAGUAUCAAAAGGAUUGAGGCAGGGCGAUCCUCUUGCUCCUUUUUUAUUUUUAAUGGUUGCAGAAGCCCUCAAUGGGCUAAUUACUAAAGUUGCAGAGGAGAGAUUCUUCGAAGGGGUUGCAAUAGGGGAGAUGAAAUUGAAUAUAACUCAUCUCCAAUUUGCAAAUGACUCCAUCUUGUUUUGUGAGGCUUCAGCUAAAAAUGUAUGGAUGAUUAAAUGCAUCUUAAGGAGCUUCGAAUUGCUAUCUGGCCUGAAAGUGAAUUUCCAUAAAAGUGCUUUGUAUGGAUUUAAUGUAGGAAAGGGGGAAUUAUUGGCUUUAGCUGACAGCUUGAAUUGUUUAGCAGGCUUAGCUCCUUUUAAAUACUUAGGUGUGUUGGUAGGGGCAAACCCAAGGAAAAUAUCUACUUGGAAACCAGUCAUUGAUUGUUUACGGAAAAAGCUAUCCCUGUGGAGAUGUAAUUCACUGUCUUUUGGUGGACGCACCACUCUACUGAACUCGGUCCUUUCAUGCAUCCAUGUGUAUUACUUCUCUUCAAUUAAGGCUCCCAAACAGGUACUCAACCUUAUUUCUUUAAUCCAACGCAGAUUUCUUUGGGGAGGGAAUGAGGAAAAUAAGAGGAUCUCUUGGGUUAGUUGGGAUAGAGUCUGUAGAAGUAGAAGAGAAGGUGGAAUAGGGGUCAAAGAUGUUGGGUUGUUUAAUUUAGCCUUAUUAGGAAAAUGGAGAUGGAGACUGCUACAGGAGAGAGGAACUUUAUGGAGGAAGGUGAUGGAGGCAAAAUACAAACUUACUCUAAAAAAUGAGUGGGAGGGGCAAGAAUGGGGAGGGGACAGAAGUGAUACUUUGUUCUUGCAUAACAUCUGGGUUGGGGAGAUGCCACUUAAGGAGAAAUACAAUAGAUUAUUUGGGAUCUCUUUAGAUAAGGAAGCUGUCAUUGCAAAAAUGGGUAAUUGGAAUCAAGGGGUGUGGGAAUGGACAUGGAAGUGGAGACGAAAUCUUUUUGCUUGGGAAAAUGAACUUUUGCAGGAAUUAAUCAAGGAACUACAAUCAAUCUCACUAAAACAAGGACAGCAGGAUGCAUGGACUUGGAAAUAUAACCAGGAAGGCAAGUACACAGUGAAGACAACAUACAAACAUUUAUGUCAACAACAAACUAUAGGUUCUACUUCUGGCCAAAGGUAUGAUUUGGUAUGGAAUAAAAAUGUUCCUCUCAAAGUGAGUGCAUUCGCAUGGAAAUUAUUGCAAAACAGAAUCCCAACAAAGGACAACUUGACUAGGCGAGGACUGAAAGGCCGAGAUGAUGACAAAUGUGUGCUGUGUGGAGUAGAAGUAAAGAGCGUGGAACAUCUUUUUUUCAAAUGUGAGGUUUCAUGGAGCAUAUGGGUCUCAUGCUAUGACUGGUGGAACCUCAAAACAGUUGGCCAAGGUAAAGGAUGGCUACAUAUUGAGCAGCACACUGGCUUGGUAUCCAGAGGACUCAUGAAAGAAAUGUGGAUAGUAAUCUGGUUUGCAACUAUUUGGUCCAUUUGGCUGUGGCGUAAUCAGAAAAUAUUCAAAGAUGAAGCCGACAGUUGGGAGCGGGUUCUUGAGCUAAUAAAGUUCAGAUCGUUUUACUGGUGCAAAACAACAUUAUGCCCAGAUCUUAUGCAAGACAAAUGGCGCUCCGAACCAAAAGAAGGACACCAGAGAUUGCAGCAAUGAGUUUGAGACUGAUCACCAUGUAAUGGACCAUGGAAAGAGGUUACACGCUAGUAGAAGUAAAGAUGGAUACCUACCUCCUAAAAGGCAAGUAAAUGGUUGUCAAGCCGGUGGCUGAUUACAAUCCAUUUUGCCCGGCAUAUGUAUGGGAUCUUUAAUUGUGAAAGCCUUUAUGUAUUUGCAAUGUAAUUGGUUUGGAGUACCCCCGGUACUCCAUUAAUACAAUAAAUUUUAUUUG